Molecule: messenger RNA, 258 nt
Organism: Paramuricea clavata
Lineage: Eukaryota; Metazoa; Cnidaria; Anthozoa; Malacalcyonacea; Plexauridae
Source: the annotation of a GenBank genome assembly
AUGACGGUAUGCGCAGACACACUGUGCAAGAGGUACGUGCCCAUUGGGGCUUCAAGGGAACAAAAUACAAUUUAUGAACAGAUCUGCCAUGAUGGCUGCGGUAUUUCAGGAGGUCCGUUAGAGGUUACGAACAACGAACAAUUUCGUGGUUGUGCUGCUAAGGACAAUAAUGGAACUUGCAAGCAUUGUCGACACGAUUACAGAGUUCACAUGCAUAUGACCUACACUGUUUCUGUUGUAGAGAAGGAAUUCUUGUGA